GCCGUAGCUUCCCUUCUGGAACGGCUGUGAGCAGGAGGACACCUGCGUCCCCGACCUCGUCCUCCACAGUCACACUGACCUGCUGGAUGUUCAGCAGUUCUGCAGCUCGAGGGAGCGGGCCGUCUGGUCGCUCUGCAGCCAGCGGGGGGCCUCAGGGGGCCCGCUGUACGUGGUGGAGGCCGGGCGGAGGAGGAUGGUGGUGUUUGCUCGACUGGAGAAUCAGGGAGAGAACGCCUACGGAGCCGCCAUCUACGUCUCCACCUCCUCCAACCUCCUCUUCUCCAGCCUCAUCGUCAAGGACCAAUCAGAUAUUCAGAUCGAGUGCUACUCGGAGGACAGACUGUCCAGUCAGAGGAGCUGUAACAUCAGCGCUCCGUUCAUGAAGUCCUUGUCUCAGGUGGGUGCUGCACCUGAUGUUCACCACCACAGAUCAUUUACUGCUCACCUGUGA
This is a messenger RNA of Plectropomus leopardus (leopard coralgrouper), 451 nucleotides long. The record is from RefSeq and is a predicted model, not a curated record. NCBI's taxonomy places the organism in Eukaryota, Metazoa, Chordata, Actinopteri, Perciformes, Serranidae.